GAGCCUCCUGCUGGCGGUCGCGUGCGGGCUCGCGCGCACCGCCGCGGGCGCGGGCUGCUGGCGGGCCGCCCCCUCCGCGGGGCCCGGCCCCGCCGACGCCGUCCUCGAGCGCUGCAGCGGCCCCGGCUGCGAGCCCGACUCGCUCGCGCUCCUCUACGCGCUGGCGCGGCUGAGGCCUCCCUCGGGCCGCUCCGCUGGAGGCCCGGCGGCCGCGGCGGCUGGCCUGCCUCCGGCGCCCGCCGCGGAGGCCGUGGCCGCCGCUACUGCGGCGGCCGACUCCGCUGCUGAGGGGGCCGCCGCGUCGGCGCCGCAGAGGCGGGCGCUGGCGGGCGGCGGCGCGGACGCCGCGAGCGUCAGCGCGGCGGCCGCCUCCGCCGGGAGCGGCCGCGGCGGCCACGACGAGGGCGGGCCGCCGGCAGCCGCCUCCGCCGAGGAGACCGCCGUGUCGGCGCUGCAGGGCCGCGCCGACGCGGCGGGCGGCGGCACGGCCGCCACGAUGGUCGGCACGGCGGCCGCAGCCGCCGCCGCCGCAGGCGGCCGCGGCGGCCACGGCGCGGGCGCAGCGGUGGCCAUCGACCAGCUGGACGGGCUCAUGGUGGUGUUUGCGGUGCUCGUCGUGCUGCUGCUCGCGGCCACGGUGGGUGGGGUGGCGCAGUUCUCGGCGGACGAGGGGGCCCUCGCCGUCCAGGCGCGGCGCGGAGGCCAGAAGGAGCUGUCCAUCGCGGAGCAGGUCUUCGCGCAGAGCCAGAGCUGGAGGAGCCCGUCGCAGUGGCUCCGCGACCUCGUGCCGGAACGGGGGGCGAAUGAGUACGCGGAGAUGAAGCGGUUCGCGAUGUCGUCGAUCAGGAUGCGGCAGAACGACUACCCGCUGCUGCUGCCGAGCUGGCCGUUCCGGGCGCGCGGCACCUGGCCACGCCCAACCGUCGACGUGAAGAGCCGCGCCCGGGCGCCGCUCCUCGUGGCCCGGCUGCGGGAGGCCGGGCGCGCGCGGCACCUGCAGGUCGAGGCCAUCGACGACAAGCACCACCACCGAGGCUCUGGCGGAGUGCUGGCCACCGUGAACCAGCACCUGGAGCUCCGCGACGCGCACGGCCAGCUCGUCGGCCAGCUGCAGCAGGGGAGCGGGCAGCAGCACCUGGACUUCCGCUUCCGGGCGGCCCGGGAGGACUCCGAGGAGGCCGGGCACCUCGUGUUCACCCCUACCGGCACCAGCGAGCACGGGCACCCGCCCUGGCCAUGA
Prorocentrum cordatum is the source of this 1240-nucleotide messenger RNA. NCBI's taxonomy places the organism in Eukaryota, Dinophyceae, Prorocentrales, Prorocentraceae. The record is from the annotation of a GenBank genome assembly.